Lucilia sericata (common green bottle fly) is the source of this 1891-nucleotide messenger RNA. Its product is annotated as leucine-rich repeat-containing protein 59. Lineage: Eukaryota; Metazoa; Arthropoda; Insecta; Diptera; Calliphoridae. The coding region runs from base 223 to 1170 and encodes 315 amino acids. Gene Ontology annotation, molecular function: protein binding. The transcript is spliced from 4 exons. The record is from RefSeq and is a predicted model, not a curated record.
CUUUCUUUUAGCAAACGAACAAAAAAGUUGCAACGAUUGAAAGCAAAACGAAAGAAAAAACCUUGAACUUCUCUUCAUUCCUGAGUUUUCGGUUUCUGUUGUUUGAUGGUGGUGGCUUGCCUGCAUCUUUUUGUUUGUUACGUUUCGGCAUAGAAAAUUUGUUACAAAAAAAUUGUUUGCAAAAUUAAUUCAAACGCCGAAAAAAAACAUAAAUCUAAUAAAAUGCCCAAGGCAAAUAAAGUGAACGUUAAGGAAAAAGUUGAGGAUAAUGUGUGCGAUUUAAGUUUGUCCGAAUUGAGGGAGAUUCCCGUCAAAGAAAUCGCUUCCUUUAAGCGUGUAAAUGUAUUGGAUUUAUCUAGUAAUCGUUUGAUGUCUUUGGGUAAAAAUUUUAGCUCCCUAACACGUUUGGUUAAGUUGGAUUUGAGUAAAAAUCAAAUAAAAUUUUUACCCGAAGACUUUGGCCUCUUGAGAAAUUUAAGACAUUUGGAUUUGUACAACAAUCAAUUGGAACAUUUGCCUUUGAGUUUUGGUGAUUUAACAAAUUUAAGAUAUUUAGAUCUUAAAGGCAAUCCCUUGACACCAGCUUUAACGAAGAUAGUGGGCAUUUGUACAACAACAAAGGAUUGUCAAGAUUCGGCUAAGAGAACGGUUAAAUUCAUGUCUGCUAUGCAAGUGGAGGCUAUAAAGGCCAAAGAACAAUAUAAACAGGAAAUUCUACAAAAUCAAAAUUCGCACUCUGUCCAAGAUGAAAUUGAAAAGUCUCAAGAAUUGCCGCAAAAAUCAAAGAAAUCCAAGAAAUCAAAAGCCAAAAAGAAGUCGAGCAAUAAUCAAGAUUCAGUAACUCACACAGUGCCACUCUCGGCCGAUGACAAUAUAACCAUAGCAAAGACCACUAAAAAUAAGAAGUCUGCCAAUGGUUCAUUAAAGUCUACAACAAAAUCUCUACCACCCUCAACAGCUUUAACAUCGCUGAUCAUCUUUUUGCUAAUGGUGGCAUUUAAUGUGGUACUCAUCUAUAUGAUUAUGUUCAAAAAUCCUGAAAUUGCUGAAAAAAUUGUGGAAUCGAUACCGCAUCAAUAUCGUGAUUGGAUUUUAACUAAAACUGAAAUCUUUCGCUUGCGUGUCACCGAUUGGAUUUCAGAAUUUCGUACACCACCAGAGGAACACUGACGGUUCAUCUAUUUGAAGCCAUAAGUGUAGAGAGUGAAGAGAUAAAGGGCGACUGAUUGAUCGAGUUUAAAGGACAAACACAAAAUUUUAAACUUUCGAUUGAUAAUGGCUUCAAAUAGAGAGAAAACGAUUAAGGCCCACAUUUGGUUAUCUAAGAAAUUAAAAGAUAAAUUUGUAAUUUUGACAAAAUAGAAACAUUAUUGUUUUAUGACCGCAUUGUACACAAACGUAUUUAACCAAAGAAAUUUAUAAAUUUCAAAAUUUAACAAAUUUUUAGAACAUAAAAUUUGUAUACUGCCAUUUAUAUAAUCUAACUAACGAUCUAUAUCUAUUAGAACAUUAACUAUCAUCAACAUUAUUAACAUUAACAUCUUUAAUUUUAUAUAAAUAAUUAUUAUUACGUUUAACGUCCAUGUCCAAAAGCAACAUCAACAAAAAGUUAACAACAGAAAUCUUCUAUAUAUUAGACAAAAUACAAAAUAUUUAAAUAUUUAUAUACAAACACGUUUAAGAGAACUCUUCGUUUAAUUUUUGUUUUAUUUAAUUUCUAUAUAAUUUAUUUAAUUUCUUCCUACAAUAGCCAGACAAACAGUAACCACAGUAACAAACAAUUCAAUGUUCCAUACAAUUACAAAGCUAAAAUACUAACUACAUAGAAAAAGAAAACCAAACAGUAUAAUCAACUACCUUUUAAUUGAAAUAUUAAAAUAUUAAAGAAAUA